This is a messenger RNA of Serinus canaria (Common canary), 978 nucleotides long. Lineage: Eukaryota; Metazoa; Chordata; Aves; Passeriformes; Fringillidae. The record is from the annotation of a RefSeq genome assembly.
AUGAUUAACCACCCCCUGUUAAUUAACCUAAUCAUAGCCCUCUCCUACGCUCUACCAAUCUUAAUUGCAGUAGCUUUCCUCACCCUAGUAGAACGUAAAAUCUUAAGUUACAUACAAGGCCGAAAAGGCCCAAAUAUUGUCGGCCCAUACGGCCUCCUACAACCCCUGGCAGACGGAGUAAAACUAUUCAUCAAAGAACCCAUCCGACCAUCAACGUCAUCACCAAUCCUGUUCAUUGCAACCCCAAUACUAGCCCUACUCCUAGCAAUCUCCAUCUGAACUCCUCUACCUUUACCAUUCUCUCUAGCAGACCUCAACCUAGGCCUUUUAUUUCUACUAGCUAUAUCAAGCCUAGCAGUAUACUCCAUUUUAUGAUCUGGCUGAGCAUCUAACUCAAAAUAUGCUCUAAUUGGAGCAUUACGAGCAGUAGCCCAAACAAUUUCAUAUGAGGUAACCCUAGCAAUCAUCCUCCUAUCUGUCAUCCUUCUCAGUGGCAACUACACCCUCAAUACUCUCGCAAUUACCCAAGAACCCCUCUAUCUUAUCUUCUCAUGUUGACCUCUUGCUAUGAUAUGAUAUGUCUCCACACUUGCUGAAACCAACCGUGCUCCCUUUGAUUUAACAGAAGGGGAAUCUGAACUAGUAUCCGGAUUCAACGUAGAGUAUGCAGCAGGCCCAUUCGCACUAUUCUUUCUAGCAGAAUACGCUAAUAUUAUACUUAUAAACACCAUUACCAUCAUCCUAUUCUUUAACCCAAGCUCACUAAAUCUGCCACAAGAACUAUUCCCCGUAGUACUAGCCACUAAAGUUCUACUACUGUCAGCAGGGUUCCUAUGAAUUCGCGCCUCUUGCCCUCGAUUCCGAUAUGACCAACUAAUGCACUUACUAUGAAAAAAUUUCCUACCCCUUACACUUGCUCUAUGCCUCUGACACACCAGCAUGCCAAUCUGCUAUGCAGGACUACCUCCAUAUCUAAGA